Molecule: messenger RNA, 3246 nt
Organism: Mercenaria mercenaria
Lineage: Eukaryota; Metazoa; Mollusca; Bivalvia; Venerida; Veneridae
Product: arylsulfatase J-like
Exons: 8
Coding region: 294-1814 (506 amino acids)
Source: RefSeq, a predicted model, not a curated record
UUGUUGAUGUAACGUGUCAAUAAUUCGAUUUUACUCAGCGGUUUUCAUAUAAAGAAUGGUUAAUAUCAAAGGACAAAGAUAAAAUUUUUGAUAACAUAAAAACUAUUGCAUGGACGUUAUUCACGACAUGUGUUUCCAUUAUACUUUUAAACCUGUUUUGUUCCAUGAUUUAACAUUAAAAACACACUUAAAGGAAUAUAAGUUAUUCUUCGUGAAUAGUUUUUGAUUUUAAAUAGAGAAAAAAAAUGAAAUUUCAUAUAUAUUAAUGAGAUUAUUCAGGGGCACUGUAGACAAUGAGAACCAAACGGAUAUUACUACUGACGAGCAUAUUGGUACUGUGCAAACUUAUGAUAGAAACAUAUUAUAUAUUGGGAAGAAAUUCAGAAAUUGUACAGGUGCAAGAUAACACUUUUCAACAUAAUGAAAACCAUGCAAUUAAUAGGACUGCACCUCAUAUCUUGUUAAUCAUUGCUGACGAUCUUGGAUUUAACGAUGUUGGAUACCAUGGUUCAGAAAUUAAUACACCAAACCUGGACAAUCUGGCGUUAGCGGGUGUCAGGCUUGAAAAUUAUUAUGUCCAGCCUGUUUGUACGCCAACAAGAGGUCAAUUACUCACUGGUAGAUACCAGAUUCAUACAGGCCUUCAUUGGGUUUUAUGGCCUGCAACUCCAGCAGGUUUGGCUCUUGAUAACCCUACCAUCGCCGACAAGCUUCGAGAUGCUGGUUAUGCUACACAUAUGGUCGGAAAGUGGCAUCUAGGCUUCUUUAAAGCUGAAUAUUUACCAACCCGUCGUGGUUUCGAUACAUAUUUUGGAUUACUUAGCGGCCAUUCCGACUACUUUACACAUGUGACAGGAAAUUACCAAGAGAAGGUCAUGGCUGGAUACGAUCUAAUGGAAAAUGAACGGCCAGCAAACAUAUCGAAAUACCACGGUACUUACUCAACACAUAUAUUUGGAUCAAAAGUAAAAGACAUCAUAAAUGAGCAUGACACUGAAAAGCCGGUGUUCAUCUAUAUAUCAUUCCAAGCAGUACAUGCGCCAUUGCAAGUUCCAGAAAAAUACACAGAGCAGUACGGUCAUAUCAAAGAUACAAACAGAAGAAAGUAUGCAGGAAUGGUGUCAUGCAUGGAUGAGGCAAUAGGCGGCAUAGUAGAAGCUAUGAAAAAACGCGGGAUGUGGGAAAACACGUUGCUAAUUUUUACCACAGAUAAUGGUGGAAACCCGAAUGUUGGAGGGAGCAACUUGCCGCUUAAAGGUACAAAAAGUACAUUAUGGGAAGGGGGAAUUCGUGCUGUGGGAUUUGUUCAUGGCUCACUCAUCGGCAACAAAAAUGGUGGCUAUAUUUCGAAUGAGCUUAUGCAUGUUACUGACUGGUUCCCAACGCUCCUCAAUCUGGCUGGUGGAAAUUUGAAAGGGAAUGAACAGAUAGACGGAUACGACCAAUGGAAAACUAUUAAGUAUGGUAUACAAAGUCCUCGAAAGGAAAUACUUCAUAAUAUCGACCCGUUGUACAAUAAUACAUUUUAUACGAGAAGAUCUUCUCUUCGCAUGGGAGCAUGGAAAAUUAUUAUUGGACAGCUAGGUCCGGGCACAAAAAGAAGAUCUAGUGAUGUCGAUAACAUAUGCUUGUUUAAUAUUGAGAGCGAUCCGUUUGAGCAAACCGAUUUGUGUGAGCAAUUCCCUGACAUUGUACAAAAUAUGCGUCAAAGACUUGAAUAUUAUGACAGAGGUUCAGUAGCAUGUCAAUUGCCUGGAGUUGAUUUACGCGCAAACCCGAUAUAUCACGAUGGAUUUUGGCAACCAUGGAGAUAAUUGAAUAUUUAUAUUUUUGUCUGUAUAUAUAUAUAUAUUGGUCAGGUGAUCUCUCCAACAAAAAUGCCAUAGAAAUCAUGCAAUAAGAGCAGGCAUGUCAAUGUCAGGAGAUAUUAGAGAGUUUGAGAUUUCAACCUUCGCCUUCCCCUUCAACGUCUCUUGCGAAGUUAAGAUUUCAAACAUUAGAAUGAACCUUACUUCUUUUAAUCCGCCCAUUCAAUUUAUCCGUAAUUAUGAUCGUUUUCUUCGUGCAUUUUGAUACCAAUUGUCCGAAAGGGCAGGAGUUUUACAAGAGGUUUUAAAAAUGAAAAAAUGAAAAUUAAAUAAAAAACAUUUCAAUUAAUAUAAUCAUCGCAUGGAUAUUAGAGCGAUUACCAAGAAGAAAAAAAAACAACAAAAAAACAAAAAAAAAAAAAAAAAAAAAAUAAUAAAUAAAACGAUAAAACAAUGUGAACAAUGUAAAAACUCGUUAAUGUUGCUCCAAACAUUUAGGUUUUAUAUAAAAUUCAGUAUAGUCAGUAUAGUCAGUAUACAAUGCACGAUUUUAAAUCAUACAUGAGAGGAAAUAAAAAUGAUUAUUACAUACCUAAAAUUAUUUUCCAUUGGGUUUCAAUGGACCGCGAUCGUGCAAUAUUUUUCCAUAUCAUGACGUUGAACGCUUUCAUAUCGGACUAGUCCCAAUCCGUGACUCUAGUUACCUCCCCUGACGGUCCGUCAUUUGCGGAUCUCGUUUCUUUAGACUUUUGUUGCUAUUGUGUGUUUGUUUAAUUUGUAAUUUAUGCAACGUUUCGUUUACUUUUACACUUUGAUUUAUCUGACCUAUUAGAUACUGGCACGUAGUAAUUUAUCAGACUGAAAUGAAAUGAAAGUUGUAAUUACGUCAUGAGUUGGACCAAUAUAGGACGUGGAAUGUUUUCUUAACGUUGUAAUGGAAAGUAUCGCGUGACGCCCAUGGCGUCCACGCGCACGUUGCGACAAGUUGACGUCAUUUUGAGGAAAAUAUUAAUGCGCGUCAGUUUGAUUUGUUUAUUGCGUUUUCGGAGAAUUUUUUUCCGUAUUUUUUCCUGUCUUUUGUGACAUAACGAUAAUUUAGAUAUAAAUUAAUCAUUUGAUAGUGGAUAUGUAAUAAAAAGGUUAUCAACUUUGUAUGUAGAUAUAUGCACUCGUUCUUUCGCGGACAGUAUUGCGCUCCUAAAGUCGCGCAAUAUUACCACUGCAGAACUCGUGCAUAUAUCCACAUACAAAGUUAAUAACCUAUAAUGAUCAUAUCAACGUGAUAAUGACACUCUGUAUGACUCUGUAUAAUGCCAAACUCUCAGACAGCACAAUAUGAUUUUAAUAUACUAUUUUAUAAGUAAAGCAUCUGCGGAUCCAGGAAUUUUGGUUAGAGGGACACCAACAUUAAAGAGGGGGUCACCCAUUUCGGGGGUGG